Molecule: messenger RNA, 1267 nt
Organism: Pogoniulus pusillus (Red-fronted tinkerbird)
Lineage: Eukaryota; Metazoa; Chordata; Aves; Piciformes; Lybiidae
Product: claudin-4-like
Exons: 1
Coding region: 331-1131 (266 amino acids)
Biological process (GO): bicellular tight junction assembly; cell adhesion
Cellular component (GO): bicellular tight junction; plasma membrane
Molecular function (GO): structural molecule activity
Source: RefSeq, a predicted model, not a curated record
UGCAGGGGCCAGAGCUUGGACUGCUGCAGGAGUGGGUGCCCCACGAGCUGAGGGGGGAAACUGAGGCACGGAAGCGUGGAAGGACCCCGCCCAGGUGAUGAAGCAGAAGGUGCUGGCAGCAGUGGCAGAGACAUCCCGGUGCCUGGACGGCAACCAGCUCUUCGCCUUCAGCAUCCCAGGAUGUGCCCCAGCGGCUGCCCUUGGCAUCUCCUGCCUGCCCACGGGCAGCGGUGGGACGCAACUCCUGCACCUGGGUGGCCCAAACCUGGUCUUCUGCAUCCUCCUCCGUGGGAGCAGCUGGGAUAUUAAGUGUCAUCCCUGCGGGGAGAAAUGCAAGCGGAAGAAUCCCGGGAAACUGGUUUUACCCCUCUGUCCGGUGCUGGCGGCAGGACGGCGGCAGCGGCCGCUGCUCCUCCCUCGGCAAAGGCUUAUAAUGCCUGCCAUGGUCCCGGCAGCCGGCACUGCGCGGCAGGAGGCAGGCAGGGCUGUGGGCAGCGAGCGAUGGCCUCCAUGGGGCUGCAGGUGCUGGGCAUCUCCCUCUCCGUCAUCGGCUGGUUGGCCUCCAUCCUCUGCUGCGCCUUGCCCAUGUGGCGGGAGACAGCCUUCGUCGGCAACAACAUCGUGGUGGCCCAGAUCAUCUGGGAAGGGCUGUGGAUGAACUGCGUGGUGCAGAGCACGGGGCAGAUGCAGUGCAAGGUCUACGACUCCCUGCUGGCCCUGCCGCAGGACCUGCAAGCCGCCCGCGCCAUGGUGGUGGUGGCCAUCGUCUUGGCCAUCUUGGGCACCCUGCUGGCUGUCACUGGUGGCAAGUGCACCAACUGCGUGGAGGACGACACCGCCAAAGCCAAGGUCGUGAUCCUCUCCGGAGUUAUCUUCAUCGUCGCUGGCAUCCUCAUCCUCAUCCCCAUCUCCUGGUCGGCUAACACCAUCAUCCGGGACUUCUACAACCCGCUGGUCACCGAAUCCCAGAAGCGGGACCUGGGCUCAUCCCUCUACGUGGGCUGGGCAGCCUCGGUGCUCCUGCUGCUGGGAGGGGGCAUCCUGUGCUGCACCUGCCCCUCCCGGGGCGAGCAGCCCUACUCUGCCAAGUUCACGGCUGCUCGCUCGCUGCCAGCCAGCAACUACGUCUAGGAGCCGCUGAGCCCUCUUGGACACCCGCCCCAGCAUUUCUGGGAGGCUGAAAACUUCAAGAGCCCCUCAGCCUGGCUCGUGGACCCUCCCCGGCUGGGCUGGGGGCUGGCUGGGAGCCGGGGCAGGGAGGGCUGGG